Molecule: messenger RNA, 4019 nt
Organism: Cephus cinctus (wheat stem sawfly)
Lineage: Eukaryota; Metazoa; Arthropoda; Insecta; Hymenoptera; Cephidae
Product: transmembrane protein adipocyte-associated 1 homolog
Exons: 8
Coding region: 457-1608 (383 amino acids)
Biological process (GO): G protein-coupled receptor signaling pathway
Cellular component (GO): plasma membrane
Molecular function (GO): G protein-coupled receptor activity
Source: RefSeq, a predicted model, not a curated record
CUGGCUGUUGGUUCCGUUGGUUCACAGAAUGAACGAUUGACACGAGAAAAAAAAUAAGAAUCAGGAUAAAUUCGGUAAUGCAGUCGAAGGGAUUACGCGGGGGAAUAAUAUUGCUCGCUGUCAAGUACACAGUACUGGGUUACUUCGCGUGGCGUUAUUUUAAUCGUAAGACAAAUUGUUACGGCAAAAAUCAAGUAGAUUUCUGAGAGAAUUGCUAUUCCGCAUUCUGUCUACUACGCAGACGGGAGAAAUGGACGUUGAAAUCACGUAUAUGGGAUACGUUGUGGAAUCUGGUGUGGUUUAUACUUUGCGAUAAAGGAUUUUCGUGCGUCAAAUCGGAUUCAUUAUUAUUAUGCAGUAAAUAUCUAUGAUCAUUGAAAUGAAAGUUUCCUCGCGUUGGUGAAUCAGAAGGAAAUGGUUUGAAGUAUAGCUUCAAGGAGCAAAUAAGAACACAGGAUGUAUGGGGACGGAGAACUGGAAACGGUAUCUGAACCCUGGCGGGUAGAGUUGGCUCUGACUACCGCAACGGAUGACAAUGAACACUUUUGCAAACUCAUACUAUACAAAGAAAUAAAGGACUCAAGAGUACGAAUAUGGGACGUGGUAAUAUUAAUUCCGAAUCUCUUAUUUCUCUUAUUUAUUGCGGUGCGGUUUAAUAGAGCUAGGCUUAAAUUAAGAGCUACCAGCAGUCCAAUAUUUUUAGCCUUUUAUGGCCUUGUUCUAUGUAACAUAGUAAUCUCAGUGAUACGGUGCGCAGUGUCAAUGACAGUUAAUGCAGCAGCAUCGGUUGGUGGAAAAGCAGACAAAGUGCUUUGGGUGACAGUGCGAUUCUUCUUACUGUCGACAGAAAUGAGCGUAGUCAUAUUUAGCUUAUUCUUUGGUCACUUGGACAGUAGAUCAAGCAUUCGUAGGGUUUUAUUAGCUACAUCAUUCAUAGCACUGGCGUUUACAAUAACUCAAGGUACUUUGGAACUGAUAUUACCCGAUGAUACUUUUCACAUACCCAGCAGGAACUUCUACGUAUUUGGACAUGGAGGAAUGAUGUUCUGGUUCUGCAGUAGUAUCGUCUUCACUCUGAUAUACCUAUUUAUAUUGAUACUGCCAUGGACUCGGCUUAGAGAACGUUUUGCACUACCAAAUCGAAAGAGUUUCUACGUAUAUGCUGGAGCACUGGCAAUCUUGGAUCUGGCACAAUCGAUAGGAGCAGGACUUCUGAAUUAUACCCAAAAUCCUGCAGGGCUCUGUGUCGUCGAUCUGACAGCUGCUGUGUAUCUAACGCUGUUUACGCCACUGGUCUAUCACACAUUCUUGUCCGAAUUCUUCGGUGUAUCGCAACCGUCAAUAAUGUUCUCGUACAAGACGCAAGUGGACGACGCUAUGGACGAGGAUACUGUGUCCUUACCUCACCAGCAGAGUUUCUCCUCGUUGAAAACCGACAGUGACUACAUCUAUCAGAAUCACAGUGUCUACGACUCCACCCAGUUUGAUACUGGUACCACACCGGUGAAUCCCUUGUACGCAGCAUCUCUUCAAAGUCCUGACAGCAUCACCGGAUACAGUAUAGAUAGUCAAGAGUUACACAAUCAUUCCAACGGAUAUCAGCAGUGAGUAACCGUUUUCUUGAAAGAGAAAUGCAAAUUAACAAAGAGAAAAACGAGUCACACACCAGACAAUAGAAUAGAGGAAGAUCAUAACAAGACAUAAAAGAAGAGAACAAAGUAACGCUCCUGGAUCAAUCAUCAAAAAAUGGUAACAGCUCUUAAAUCCUGAUUACAACAAGAACCAAAAAUGAAGGAAGAUAUCAAGAUAUCCUCUCCGAUAACACUAAAGAACAAUCUGUGAAAAGGAUUCUAGUAUUCUAAGUGAGUCCAACAGUCGCCAAAUGGAUUCGUCCUAUUAAAUAACAUCCGUAUCUCAAUUCGUAUACUGUAAUAUCUUUACUGAAAUCAUACUUGAAUCUUUCAUAUGCAUCAUUAUGACUUCAUCUAAAUUAACGUAAAUAAAAGAAAAUGUUUAAUUACGCAGCUGUAAAUUUGCGAAUUGAGACAAAGUCUUCUACAAUAGUAUUCUAUAACGCGUUAUUGUGAUUAGUGUAAAAAUAAUAAUUUUCAAACUAAUCACAAUCGAUUUUAAAAAUUAGAUUCGUAUUACGGUUAUGUAUGCAUCUGCAACUCCGUACGCGUAUGUGAAUGUUACUUAAAAAUUUCGUACUUAAGUCGCGCGUGCGCAUGCGCUGUUAUAAGUUUCUUGGAUUUCACUCCUUGCCGAUACCAAGACAAUGAUUAGAGGUGCAAUAUAUAAAAGAAAAGAUUGAAGGUCCUUAAAAUCAAUGACAGCAAACAUUAGAAGAUUGAUAUAUCAUAUACGUGACAGUCAGAUAAACUCAGCUUUAUCAUUUUUCCGUCCUUGGCUGUAAUAACGCCAAUUACCAACCCCUGCUAUUUUCUUACUUUUUCAUUAAGACGCUGUCGUUUAAUACGGAAACACCUCGUUAACAAAUAGCCAUUCGUUGCGUAUAGAUGAUUGAACGAUAAAAUAUAAUUAAACCUGCUGUUCAAUUAUAUACUAUGUGCACGCGUACAUGGAAUAGUGAAAUCAGAAGGAAGAAAAGGUAUUUUCCAAUUUUUUCGUUCAUUUGUAAAUGAUUUAUCAAAACCUUUAUCGAGCCAGCUUCGUUAUACGACACGGCUGGCGGUUCUUAUCGAUUCAGACGCGAAAAAUGUUUCAAUUUCGAUAAAAUUUAACUACGCAAAUAAACGAGGCAUCUCUGCACCCUCGAAACAUCAUGGGCGCCGCCAUUACGCCUGUCUCAUUUUCGUACAAUUUUCAUCGAAUUAAAAUAUUUUAUACACUUAAACACAGCUGACCCGCAUUCAAUGUCCUAUAAAGAAGGCGAAUGAACCAAUAAUCGGACGAAUUUAAUGUAAAACGCAGAAUAUGGAAAAUAAAUUUCCCCUCUUCUGACGUCAUCAAUCCCUAUAUAUGUUUAAACAUGGAAUAACUGAGCAGCAGCUUUAAAUCAUAUUGUUGGAUUAAUUUACGUGGCGAGGAGAAUGAGGGGAAUUUGGUAACGGGAAACCGUGAGAAUUUUGAAUACAUUUGAAAAACUAUAACGAUGACUCCAUCCAGUACUGUAUAUACAUAUAUAUAAUAUAAAUAAUUAUGUAUGCUCUAGUGUAAAUUUAUAGUAUUUAUUUAUACGAAAUAUUUAAACGUACAAUAUUGUACCGUACUCGUGAUAAAACUAUUAGAAAGUAAUUGCCGGAAAACUUUAUCUGAAAAUUGUUUGCAACGUUUAUCUCAUUUAUUUGCCGUGGCAAGAACUGCUGACGAUUUUUGAAAUCUCAGUAACUCUGCCAUGAGAUUUAUACUUUAAGCGUUAUUUGCCAAUGGAGUUUUUUUUUUUUAACCAGUACAGUGUACCAAAAUAAUAACAGUAUAUAUAUAUAGACGUUUAUAAUUUAAUGAAAAAUCAUCCGCGGUUGAUACGACGUGAUGGUAUUAAAUAAUUUUUACAAAAUAUCUAUAAAUAAGUACGAAAGAUCGAUAUGCCAGAUGAGACUUACAAUUAGUAUUAUUUGUAAACUGGCAAUUGCGUAAUCAAUUAGAUGGCGUUUAAUUGAAAUUGUAUAUAAUGAGGCCUCAUAGAGAAUAGCGAUACACGAUAAUGCGUGACAGUGAAAAACCUAAUUGUCAAUUCCAGUUGGUUAAACCUGUAAUUAGCAUCUUGACUUUUUAUUUCCUCGUUAUACCAGGAUUUCGAGAAAUCUCGUGUGAGUGAUAGUACGGUAAACUGUUACCGAUGUAAUGAUCGAUGGAUCGAGUAAUUUAUUAAUAAUUGUGUAAACAGAGACACUGAUUGUUUUUUGUUGGAAAAUCUUUUUUCCUCGCUUAUCUCUUUAAUUAAAACAGGCGUUCCUCUCGAUAUACAUAUGGAUUCAAUACGAGACCUUUUCUACGUCGUAUCACUUCUCGAAGAAAUAUAUUACGGGAGAAUUAAUAAACAAUCGAAAAGAGCA